GCCCCGCCCCAAAGUUACCCUCCUUUAAAGUCGAGAGAGAGAGGGCGCGCGACAGGGAUGUGUCAAGCGAGAUCGACGCAAGAAACCAGCACCGAGCUACAGUAACAGUACCCACCAUUGCUCCCCUUUUUCCCCUUGCCUCCACUAAUAUCCCGCGCCCCCCUCCCGGCUCUCAUUAUAUGCUCGCUGGGGCACCAUCGCUCCCCAUCCCAAGCCCUAUGCGCUAGUAGGUUGCGCGUCAGAACCGCCGCAGGAGGAAGAGCGCAGAGCUGGCUUGCUGAUCGGUAGAGCUUUGCUUGAUUUUCUUGCUUGCUUGGAAGGAGGAGGAGGAGGAGGAGAUCAUGGGGAGGGGAAGGGUCGAGCUGAAGCGCAUCGAGAACAAGAUCAACCGGCAGGUCACCUUCUCCAAGCGCCGCAACGGCCUGCUCAAGAAGGCCUACGAGCUCUCCGUGCUCUGCGACGCCGAGGUGGCGCUUAUCAUCUUCUCCAGCCGCGGCAAGCUCUACGAGUUCGGCAGCGCCGGCACAACAAAAACAUUGGAAAGAUACCAACACUGCUGCUAUAAUGCUCAAGAUUCCAAUGGCGCACUAUCUGAAACUCAGAGCUGGUACCAGGAAAUGUCAAAGCUAAAGGCAAAAUUCGAAGCUUUGCAGCGAACUCAGAGACACUUGCUUGGGGAGGACCUAGGACCGCUCAGCGUGAAAGAACUGCAGCAGCUGGAGAAACAGCUAGAAUGUUCUCUGUCACUGGCCAGACAGCGAAAGACACAACUUAUGAUGGAGCAGGUGGAGGAACUUCGGAGGAAGGAGCGUCAGCUGGGAGACAUCAACAGGCAACUCAAGCACAAGCUCGACGCUGAAGGCAGCAACAGCAACAACUACAGGGCCAUGCAGCAGAUCACCUGGGCUGCCGGCACCGUCGUGGAUGAAGGCGCCGCCGCAUAUCACAUGCAGCAGCAGCAGCAGCAGCAGCACCCUAAUCAUUCCGCUGCUAUGGACUGUGAACCCACUCUGCAAAUUGGGUACCCUCAUCAGUUCGCGGCUCCUGAUCAGGCAGCCAAUAAUAUUCCACGGAGCAGCGCCCCCGGAGGGGAGAACAACUUCAUGCUGGGGUGGGUUCUCUGAGCUACCGAGCUGCUAGCGCAGCUGGUUAGCUUGUCUGCCCAUCAGCCAAGAAACCAAAUAAAAUGCGUGUGCUGCUCCCGCAUGCUCUACACGAGAAGUACCCUGCGUGGCGCGUGCCUCUUUCUUUAUUUUUACUCGUUGUUUGUGUGUGUAAGAAGUAAGAACCAAGAACCACUUCUAUAUUUUGAGUAUUUGAACCACUACAUGGCUCUUGUAAAAUACUUGCAAGUUCCAAGCUGUCCAUGCAUGCAUGCCAAGUUAUCUACCAGUAAAACUAUAAUUUGUGGACAA
Triticum urartu is the source of this 1415-nucleotide messenger RNA. RefSeq names its product MADS-box transcription factor 6-like. Lineage: Eukaryota; Viridiplantae; Streptophyta; Magnoliopsida; Poales; Poaceae. Gene Ontology annotation, cellular component: nucleus. Gene Ontology annotation, biological process: positive regulation of transcription by RNA polymerase II. Gene Ontology annotation, molecular function: DNA-binding transcription factor activity; RNA polymerase II transcription regulatory region sequence-specific DNA binding; protein dimerization activity. The record is from RefSeq and is a predicted model, not a curated record.